Messenger RNA from Aureobasidium musti, 1530 nucleotides. The record is from the annotation of a GenBank genome assembly. Lineage: Eukaryota; Fungi; Ascomycota; Dothideomycetes; Dothideales; Saccotheciaceae.
AUGAACUCAUACAACGCACCUGCGCCGCAGGAAUAUGCUGGAGAUGAGAUCAAUGCUCUGGUCCUCGAUCCCGGUUCCUUCACCACUCGCGCUGGCUUUGCUGGAGAAGACACUCCCAAGUCUGUAGUUCCCUCCGUCUAUGGCUCUAUUGCAGGUCCCGAUGCCGACUCGAAAUCGCGUUACCUCUUUGGCGAGAAUGCCAUUCACAACCCUCAACCGCAUAUGGAGAUCCGUAGCCCAUACGACUCAGAUGGCAUCGUCGAAGAUUGGGAUGCUGCUGCAAGACUGUGGGAAUACAGUAUCACCUCGCGUUUGACUGGUGCUCGACCAACACCUGCUGCCAAGAAUGGAGAUGAAGCUGGAGAUGGCGACGGUGAUGUUGCUAUGGAGGGUAUUGAGGAGCAAGAGAAGCCAAUGAGUGAACAUCCAUUGCUCAUGUCAGAGCCUGCCUGGAAUCCUGCGAAGCAUCGCGCAAAGUGCAUGGAAAUCGCUCUCGAAGACUGGGGUGCUCCUGCCUUCUGGCUAGGCAAGACCGGUGUUCUGGCAGCAUUCGCUUCAGGCAAGCCUAACGCGCUAGUCAUCGACAUUGGAGCCAGCACCACCUCGGUUACCCCUGUGCACGAUGGAUUUGUUUUGAAAAAGGUAGGCUUGCAUUUUCCCUUUCAAACGCUGUAUAUUUCCGCUAUUCUCUGUGAUGAAACAUUUCAAUCAUCUCACGACGGUCAACGUAGCCACAAGUUGGACUGUGACGAAGAUGCCUGCAUUCAAAAAUCAUCACUGGGCGGCAACUUUGUCUCAGAACAACUGCGCCUGCAAUUCUCCAAGAUGGAUCCCGUGGUCUCUCUAAAGCCUCACUACAUGGUCAAGUCUAAAUCGCCCGUCGAUGCUGGUCAAGCUCCCAACGCUUCAUACGCAACGUUCGAUGUUCCACCGACAGAUUCAUUUAGAAAGAACGAAGAAGAGCGCAUCUUCACGUCUUUCAAAGAAAGCAUGGUACAAGUAUGGCAAGGUCCUGGCAAGCUUGAUAUGACGGAUGGUAUGGGCAACCACGUCAAUGUCGAUACUGUCAAGAAUCUGCCUCCACGACCCUUCGAGAUGCCAGACGGCUGGAACCAGGUCUUCGGCAUUGAACGCUUCCGAGUCGCCGAGGGAUUGUUCGACGCCAAGGCAGCACUCACCGACGACAGUCACCCUACGCCAGAUCAAAAGCACACAAUCACAGCAAUGGUCCAGGCUGCUUUGUCUGCUGUAGAUGUUGAGAUCAGACCAGUGCUCUUGAACAACAUUGUCCUCACCGGAGGUGGCAGUCUGCUCGAUAAGCUCGCAGAACGUCUACACGGCGAGCUUUCAGCACUAUACCCUAACCCACGCGUCAGGGUACAUGCAAGCAACAUUGUGACUGACAGAAAGUACGGGUCAUGGGUUGGUGGUAGCAUUCUCGCUAGUUUGGGCACUUUCCACCAGAUGUGGAUAUCCAAGAAGGAAUACGAGGAGCAUGGCUCUAGUAUCAUCGAGAAGAGAUGCAAAUAA